Triticum dicoccoides is the source of this 1083-nucleotide messenger RNA. Its product is annotated as BTB/POZ and MATH domain-containing protein 2-like. The transcript has a single exon. The record is from RefSeq and is a predicted model, not a curated record. Gene Ontology annotation, molecular function: protein binding. NCBI's taxonomy places the organism in Eukaryota, Viridiplantae, Streptophyta, Magnoliopsida, Poales, Poaceae. Gene Ontology annotation, biological process: protein ubiquitination. Bases 1 to 1083 code for a protein of 360 amino acids.
AUGUCCUUCGCCGGUGUAUCUGUCAGCGCCAAUGGCAAACUCAUGGGCUCUGCCACCUCUCCUACCACCGCCAGCGACAGCACUAUAGGAUACCACUUGCUCGUCGUGGAAGGCUACUCCCGCAUCAACAGAUCCAUCGCCAUCAAUUCUCGCUAUUUCACAGUGGCGGGCCGCCACUGGAGUAUCUUGUACUACCCCAAUGGCCGCAAAAACCAUGACAUGGAUGGCCCGGGAUCACUUCGUCUUUACCUCGCCGAGGAAGGUGGAAAGCCUGUGAAGGCGCAGUUCGAGUUCAGUUUCAUUGAUGGGACUGACCAGCCGGCGACGGCAUGCAACCAUGCGCAUGCUCAGGAAAUAUUUGAGUUCCAAGACUGGAACCACAUCCCGCACGAAAAGCUCAUCAAAAGAGAGGCCUUGGAGAAACACCUCAAGGGCGAUAGUUUCACAAUUCGGUGUGAUGUCAUUGUUGUGGCGGGGGAUGUGAUCCCCACCACCACUUCUCCCUUCAUCACGGUGCCGCCCUCCGACAUGCAACAGAAUUUCACCGACCUUCUCGUGGCUGGAGAGGGUACAGAUUUGGUCUUCCAGGUCGGUAACGAGGCUUUGGCCGCCCACCGGUGCAUCCUUGCGGCCCGCUCUACCGUCUUCAGGGCGGCCCUCUUCGGCCCCAUGAAGAAAGGCACAUCUCCGACGGUGGUUCAGGUGGAUGACAUGAAUGGGACGGUGUUUAAGGCGAUGCUAGGUUUCAUCUAUGGUGACACGCUACCUUUCCCUGCGGCAGACGAAAACGAAGGCGUCCUGCUGCAGCACCUACUCGUGGCGGCGGACAGGUACGACCUCCGGAGGCUGAGAUUGAUGUGCGAGAAGAAGCUGUGCGAGCACAUCCGUGUGGGCACAGCGACGACCAUUCUGGCCCUUGCGGACCUGCACCACUGUGACGGGCUGAAGAAGGCGUGCUAUGAGUUUCUCCGAUAUCCGGCGAACCUGAGGGCGGUUGUGGAGACGGAAGGUUUUGAACAUCUCUGCAGCAGUUACCCCACUCUUAUGAAGGACAUGCUCCUCCGCGUGCUGCCUUCUAAGUAG